GCCUCGCUCUUUCCUUGGAUCUAUCCAACUAUUGUCACUCGAUCGAAUCAUUUCGCGCCUGCCCCGACUUCACUCGACCGCCUACUGCCGUUCGAUCGUCUGCACAUCUCAUCCGCGCCUAUCUCAUCAACACUCGUUCGCAUCACCGCAGACAUGCGUCCUCUCACAGAAGGAGAAUCCAAGACCGUCUUCGACAAGCUCGCCAACUACACCGGAAAGUCCCUCACAAAUCUUUUGACCGACACUGCACCUGGAAAGGAUGGAAAGGCCUCAAGAUUCGUCUUCCGCGUCCAAGAAUCAAGAGUCUACUACGUGCGCGAGGACAUGGCCAACUUGGCCACCUCGGUAGCAAGAGACAACCUGCUGUGCCUUGGAAACUGCAUCGGCAAAUUGACCAAGACUGGCAAGUUCCGCCUUCACAUCACUGCUCUGGACAUCAUCGCCCCUCAUGCUCGCGCAAAGAUCUGGGUUAAGCCCAACGGAGAGAUGCCUUUCUUGUACGGUGGUCACAUUGUCAAGGCACAUGUUGGACGUUGGAGUGAGGACUGCCCUGAGCACCAGGGUAUCAUUGUCUACUCUAUGAACGACACUCCUCUUGGUUUCGGUGUCACUGCUCGCUCCUCGGCCGAGGCAAAACGUCUGGACCCUACUGGUAUCGUUGUCUUCAGACAAGCCGACUGUGGCGAGUAUCUCAGAGAGGAGGACACUCUCUUCCAGUCUUGAGCGUCCUGAAUACAUUUCGCUUCAGCAUCAAGUUCUCGAAACAAUCCGCCAUUCACCCGCGCCCGCAGGAGCUCUUUUAAAAGUUGCAUUGGAGAUACCCGUCGAUGGAUCCGGGACAGCAGGAGUUCAAGGAGUUUUAAACUGGUCACAAAGUCACGUCAGAUGGGAAUGGAUAGGCAAACCGAUAUCUCGCAUUAUGAAGAUGAUUCAACACACUAAUUCGCAUGCGCUGGUAUGCAGAGCUAUGGACCUGCCUUGAACGCGCGUCUGCAAUUCUUUGAAGCCUUUGUGUUUCUUUCUUGCAUUGUGAUCAUAAACUGUGCCUUUUGAACGCACAGCGCAGCUCUUUGUGCUUUGUGUGUGAACAAAGCCAUCGACUCGAGACUUGCUGAUGAUCAGAAACAUCUUCUGUCUUGAC
Messenger RNA from Aureobasidium pullulans EXF-150, 1141 nucleotides. RefSeq names its product 60S ribosome subunit biogenesis protein NIP7. Bases 154 to 723 code for a protein of 189 amino acids. Gene Ontology annotation, cellular component: nucleolus; preribosome, large subunit precursor; nucleus. Lineage: Eukaryota; Fungi; Ascomycota; Dothideomycetes; Dothideales; Saccotheciaceae. Gene Ontology annotation, biological process: ribosomal large subunit biogenesis; ribosome assembly. The record is from RefSeq and is a predicted model, not a curated record. The transcript has 2 exons. Gene Ontology annotation, molecular function: RNA binding.